Cydia fagiglandana is the source of this 1306-nucleotide messenger RNA. RefSeq lists its product as uncharacterized. Lineage: Eukaryota; Metazoa; Arthropoda; Insecta; Lepidoptera; Tortricidae. The transcript is spliced from 7 exons. The record is from RefSeq and is a predicted model, not a curated record. Bases 566 to 1306 code for a protein of 246 amino acids.
GCCAGAAAUGUAAAAAUACCCCAAUUGUUAUCCUAUUUUUCUAAGAAACGUUGAUAUUUGUAGACGUGGGAAAAAUAUAUAUAAUUCUUGAUUAUAUUAUCUUUCAUAACACAGCUUUCGAUACACGAUUCAUAACACUUCGCUCGAUACAAUUUAUUCCCAAAGUAACCUCCAAUUCGAAUUUAUACUCCAACUUUACUUGUUUCUUUACUAUGUGACACUAUGAAACAAAAAAAGGAGAAAAAUCAAUCAUAACUAUAACAAUAAUUUGACAGCUUUAGAAAAACGAUAAUUAGAGGCAAUAUUUUUAAAAUAAAUAAACAUCAACUAAUUCUAUCGUAACAAAAUAUUGACUUCGGCCUGCAUGCUCUAUCUCCGUCCGUCUUUCGAAAUGAGACAGUGAUGGCUGAGCGCUCGUGCCAGACGGACCUGUACUACGUGUCCCCAAAACAAAUAUAAGAUUUAGUUAUAAAAACUGUUCUGUGUUGUGUGUCCUAGCACCUAGCUAGCUAGCUAGUUGUGGCUAGUGUGUGUUGUGUGUAUACCGUGUGCACCAAAACCUAUAAUGGGUAACAAGCAACUCAUUAAAAAGAAGACAUCUCGAAAAAGACAACUCAGAAGAUUCCAACAAACAAUGGAACAAACGAAAAGAAGAAAAUUGGAUAAUUUCACAGCCGAAGAUGAUACUAUAUCUUUAGACUACAUCGAACUGCAAAAUAUGGAAAUGGAAUCUCCGAUUUCAUCAAAGUUGAAAGUCAGUCAAAAUAACGAUGAGGCGACCAGCUCAAACAUUUUGAACCCACGCAUUGCACAGGUGGAUGACACUUAUCGGGUUCCUAGUCUAUUAGAGGAAGAAGAUACCCAUGAGUUACAAAUAUCGUUCGAUUUGGAAGAAGAGCUUCCUGACAAAACCGUCGGUCGAAGAAUUGUUGCAAUUAGUAAUUUUUUUACAAAAUUACAAUCGAUUUGCAAUCAUGGACCCUUAGGAUGCGGUAUUCAAGAAAUGCAGUUGGUUGGAGAAGUAAAACAUGGCCACAUGGGGAAACGUCUGGUCGACAGUCCAAAGUGCCGAAGUAAGGAAAACCAAGCUCCGUCAUUAACCAAUAUCAACCCAACAAACCGAUUUACGUCAAAAAGUGAGGCCCACGGCCGAGCUCCACCUAACACCGAAGACCUGAUAACGACGCCUUCCCAUGCGUGGCCAGAUGCUGAGCUGCAGGUGCAUUUGUGCGAGGCCAAAGGCAGUGGAGCUAAGAUCGGAGAAGAACCAAUGACCAAGCAUUUUAAAAGCGAGGCCGAAAAUUAG